AUGGAGGAGGAGAAACCGAUGACAACCGGCUGGGGAAAAUCAUUGGCUGUUCCUAGUGUGCAGGAGAUUGUUAGGAAGGAUGUUAAGAAUGUUCCUGAAAGAUACAUUCAGAAUGAAGAGGAUAGGCCAAAAGCUUCGGAAAUCUCUCUGUUAUCAUCUGAAAUCCCAAUCAUAAAUCUCUCAUUGCUUGAAAAUGGGGAUGAAGAUGAGCUGAGAAAGCUGGAUUUUGCUUCCAAGGAAUGGGGUUUCUUUCAGGUGAUAGAUCACGGUGUGAGGGACGACGUGCUGCGAAAUAUGAAGGCAGCUGUGGCAUCAUUCUUUGAUCUCCCUGUGGAAGAUAAAAAGAAGUAUGCAAUGGCAGAAAAUGAUUUGCAGGGAUAUGGACAAGGCUAUGUAGUGUCUGACCAGCAAAAACUUGACUGGAAUGACUUGAUGUUCUUGGUGACACUGCCACCAAAAUACAGGAAUAUGAAGUACUGGCCACCCACAUUAGCAGGUUUCAAGGAAGCUGUUGAGGAGUAUGCUAUAGAUAUAGAAAUGGUGACUACAAAGAUCUUAGCCAAUUUGUCACUGUUAAUGGGCAUGGAAAAACACAGCCUAAGAGAGAUGCAUGGAGAGAUGAAACAAGGCAUUAGAAUGAACUACUAUCCACCUUGUGCUAAGUCUGAUCUGGUUCUUGGAGUUAGUCCUCAUUCUGACAGCAGCUCCAUAACUCUACUUCUGCAAGAAGACGAAUUCGCAGGCCUGCAAAUAAGGCACAAACAAUCAUGGGUUCCCGUAAAUCCUAUCCCAAAUGCAAUCGUCGUUAACCUAGGCGACGUUAUGGAAGCUUGGAGUAAUGGGGUAUACAAAAGCAUUGAACACAGAGCUGUUACAAACCAGACAAAGGCUAGAAUCUCUGUUGCAACAUUUGUAAUUCCAGAAGACCAGGUGGAUAUUGAGCCUGUAGAAACAAUGGUCGAUGAUCGCCUUCUUCCAAGAAAGUACAAAAGUGUCAAGUAUGUCGAUUUUCUUAGGUAUUCCCUGGCAAGGAAAAUGGAUGGAAAAUCACACACUGAUUAUCUCAAACUAUAG
Messenger RNA from Ipomoea triloba (trilobed morning glory), 1074 nucleotides. RefSeq names its product protein SRG1-like. The coding region runs from base 1 to 1074 and encodes 357 amino acids. The transcript is spliced from 4 exons. The record is from RefSeq and is a predicted model, not a curated record. NCBI's taxonomy places the organism in Eukaryota, Viridiplantae, Streptophyta, Magnoliopsida, Solanales, Convolvulaceae.